This is a messenger RNA of Salvia splendens (bonfire salvia), 474 nucleotides long. RefSeq lists its product as uncharacterized. Lineage: Eukaryota; Viridiplantae; Streptophyta; Magnoliopsida; Lamiales; Lamiaceae. Gene Ontology annotation, molecular function: nucleic acid binding. Bases 1 to 474 code for a protein of 157 amino acids. The transcript is spliced from 2 exons. Gene Ontology annotation, biological process: DNA integration. The record is from RefSeq and is a predicted model, not a curated record.
AUGAAGAAGUAUGGGGUGAACCACCGACUGUCCACUCCUUACCAUCCACAAAGUAAUGUUCAGGCUGAAAUUUCGAACAGGGAGAUUAAAAGCAUCCUAGAAAAAACAGUGAGUCCAUCAAGUAAGGACUGGAGCAAGAGGUUGGACGAUGCCUUGUGGGACUAUCGCACUGCGUACAAAACUCCAAUCGGCAUGUCACCAUACAGGCUGGUUUUUGGGAAAUGUGCCACCUCCCUAAAGGAAAUCCAACUGCAAGAAUUGGAAGAACUCAUGCUCAAAUCCUAUGAUGAGGCCAUGUGGUACAAAGAGAAAACCAAGCUGUGGCAUGACAAAAACCUGAGGAUGAAAAAAGCUGCACGUGGGGCAAAAAGUCUUGUUGUUCCAGUCAAGACUCAAACUGAUGCUUGGGAAGCUGAAAUCAAAAUGGGCGGGACCAUAUACCAUCAUUGCCCUUCGAGCAAAACGGAGCAGUGA